AUGGAAACUCAGGGCUCUGAGAGUCCCCGCGGCGACAUAUCUUCUUCGAGGAGGGUAUUAAAGAUGCAAACGAUUCCAACGGAGACACCGGAAAGGAAAAGAUCUACACAGCAGAGUUUCGAAACAGAUGACGAGUUUCAGUUCAGGCGGCAUAGUGCAAAGAAGUCACGAUUUGGAGACAGGUUACAAGAAUUCCAGAGCGUUAAGGAUGCAAGAAGGGUCGAAAAUUUCAAUUCGUCGUUUCAAGUACCUCCGCAAUCACAAGAAGAGCAUCAGCAGUAUACGGGACAAGCAUUCCCGCCCCAGUACCCGGCACCAACUCAGUUGCCGUCUCCUCAAAGGAUGAUCCCAAUGCCAAUGGUGUAUUAUUAUGCGGCUGCAAACCAGCAGCCCGGUGCUGUACCGGCAGGCACACAACCACAGCAAUAUGCCAUACCACAGCAAGGGAUGGGGAUAAAUUUUCAAGCAAUGAACCAAUUCAUAGAUCCGCAGUACCAGGAACAACAGCCUUAUUAUCAAAGUUUAAUGCCUGCACCUUCUUUUUAUCCACCACCUUCUUCACAGGAAAAACUGCCGAACCCAUUAUCACAGAACAGACCAAUCCUAGCACCAGAAGAUUCAAGAGCGAAACGUAAAUCCUUCAUGAUACAAAGGGGUAGGAGGUUAUCGUUGUUGAACCAAGAAAAUCAGCUGAAUGAUAUCAUCUCUCCGCAUAAAGAUGUACAUGAAUCUGAAUUUUAUCGAUACAUGAACAAUUCUUUUGCACAGGACUUGAAGAUGAAACAACUUAUGAAUUGGUGCCUCAUAAGAGCCUUGAGGAAGCUAGAAAUCAAAAACUCACAGAAUAAGUCUGAAUCUCGGAAGAUAACCUUAACAAUUUUGAAGGAUUUUGUUCGAGAUAUACGGAAGGGCAGUCAUGAUAUUGACUGGGAUUCAGAAGGCCCUGAAGCAGAACCUACAGUGGAAGAUGAGUCAGAGAUAAGCAAUCUAUUCAAAGAGGGCAAUACAGAAAAUAGCAUAUUGGUAGACUCGUCAUUGUCUAAUAAAAACAAAAUACCGCCAAUCAAAUUGGCUAAGAUACCGAACGAGAAAAACAUCCAGAACAAAGAAAACGCCAAAAUCUUGGAGGAGAAGAUUAAAACUAUAAAGAAUGAGAUCGAACAAUGGUCCAAAGAUCUCUCUGAUGUGAAGAUACCCUCAUACGAAUUACCGAAGUCUCAGACUUCAAUUGUAAAAUUACCGGAUAACUUGCAGCUUACUGCAACAACAAAGGAGUCUAUUCACUCAGAUUUCCAGAAGCGUGUUGAUGGAUUGCAAGAAACAACACGUUUGUUGAAAUCAUCUUCAAUACUAUUAAAUGAAACUGCCGGCAUGAAAUUGCAAAGACUCAAUGGUUGCAUAGUUAAGAAAAGGCCGGAAGAUAAAAACAGCACCAAGAAACUACUACGCGGAUUAAGCAGAUCGUUAAUGCAAUGA
Molecule: messenger RNA, 1476 nt
Organism: Kluyveromyces lactis
Lineage: Eukaryota; Fungi; Ascomycota; Saccharomycetes; Saccharomycetales; Saccharomycetaceae
Gene: DSN1
Product: MIND complex subunit DSN1
Exons: 1
Coding region: 1-1476 (491 amino acids)
Biological process (GO): cell division; mitotic sister chromatid segregation
Cellular component (GO): MIS12/MIND type complex
Source: RefSeq, a predicted model, not a curated record